UAUCAGCUGCGGCUGCAAAUCGCCGUGCAAAGCGAUGGAAAAGAACUUUUACUAUUGACAAAUGUUGUUAUUUUUAUAAAACAGUGUUUUAAUAUUAUCGCGCACGCUUUAUUUAUACACGCCACUAACUGCAACAAAAGGAGAAACGCUUUUCGCAACUGCUACGCUACGCACUAAUCUGAAUUGAUCGGCAACUUUUGCUGUCGUUGUUGCCGUUGUUGUUGUUGCUGCCUUUUUGCUUGUAAACAAAUAAACUCAAGUAGAAAAUUAAACAAAUGCUGUGGCAAAGCUGAAAAUGGAUAACAAAAAGGACAUCUACAACCUGUGGGUGCAGUACACAACAAAGAACGAUGAAACCUAUUUUCGUGAGUUUGUCGCACGAUUUGUGGACAUUUGGCGCAGUCAAUUGCAGCUGGACUUCCAGUCCGACGACUGUCCGCUGUGGCAUGAGGUGCGCCCGGACAAUGGACCGCAUCUGGGACGACUGCCGGAUGAGCUGUUGCCCGCCAUUGGCAAGUUCAUCAUUGUGGCACGCGAUGAAUGCGACACCGAUGCGCUGACGGAGGAGGGCAUUGAACAGGUUGCCAUACUGAUUGAUUGCCUGGUGAUUGUCUGUCGACACUUUGACAACAUACUGGCGAUCAUCAAGUAUGAGUACAAGCCCAAUCUAAUCGCCAUACUAGCCAAGCUGUUCAAUCAGCAAAUGGAGGCGCGUCGCGUCACGCCAGCUAUGAUUCAUCUGUUUGGCAGUUUCUCGGCAUUCCUGGAGGUCAUGUAUGAUCCCUAUUUGACGUGGCGCAGCUUUUUGCGUGGCCAACACGCCGAUUAUAAUCAGUUGCCCUAUAAACCGCAUGCGGUGCAUGUAGAAAUUGUGCCCUUUAUCUAUGAUUGCUUUCAAAAGGAGGAACUGCUGCACUUUCCGAACAUUGGCGAGAGUCUGUUGAAUGUGCUGGGCGCUGUCAUUUGCGGCUCUCAGAAAACCUUAAACUCGAACUCGACAAAUAGAAAUAGUACUAACGCUAUAAUUACUACUGCAAUUGCCUCGCGCUCGGGUGACGGGCAGCUUCUAAACUGUGAUAACUUGCGCAAUGGAAUGCGUGCCAUUUGCCCGGCCACAGUCUCCAUCAUCAUGCGCAUCCUUAAGCAGUGGGAGAGCGCGAGCAGCCUGCGGCAUGUGGCUCUCAAUUGCUACGCACUCAUGGUUAUCGUGCUGCAGAAAUCUAGUCCAGAAGAACGCCAAAUAGAUCUAGUUACGUUAAUACAACUCUAUUGUGAUGCACUGCAGCAGCUGCUGGCAACGACGCUCUUCGACAGCGACGCCGCCAGCUUCGACAUAACCAGCGACAGUGACAGCGAUGCUACCAUCGAUGUCAACGCACUCGCCUCGAGCGUGGCAGCCGUGCAGCUUUUUCUGUCGCCUAACAAAGGACAGAGGACAACGGCGGCUGUUAGCGAGGCCAUUGCCGAGACACAGCUUUUGGAGCUGCUCAUUGGGCUGCCGCAGUCCAUUAAGCAUUGGCAUGUGUUGUCACAUUGUGUGCUAAAUAUGCUGAGCAGCACCAUAGAUUCGCUGGCUGCCUUGACGCACAGCUCGCCCAGCAAUGCGGAGCAGCUGCGUCAAGGCGAACGCAUCGAGCGACUGUUUGUGAACAUGCAUGACUUCAAGGAGGCGCCGUCGGUGUCGCUGCUGGAGGCGUGCUUCAGUCUGGGCUACAAUGCCGAUCAGCGAUUGCUUGUGCUGCCCGAGGUGAUGUUGCAGCUGCUGCAAUGGCUGCCGCAGUUGCAAGAGCCGCAACAACUGCAUGUGAGCACGCUGCUGCUCAAAGGUUGCACCGACAACUACGGCACCAAAACUGUGGCCUGUGGCAGUCGAGUUGUCAAGGCUGUAUGCGCUUGUUUAUCGCGUGCUGCCACGUUGAGCGAGAUUUGCGCCCAGAAUCUGAUCAAGUUGAUUGAGGAGCUCAGCAAGCUGAGCAUUGUACCCGUCGAGCUCAAGUGCAUCUUUGCGCUGUUGCGUCAGGGCGCAGAGUUUCCGCAGCACAAGCAGCUGCAGCAGACACUUGUGGUGAUUGCUUUGCAAAGUUUGCGCGGCAGCAACUGUUGCUCCGAGUACUUUGCCAUCGAGCAGCCAACGGAUGGCAUUUCGGUACCCGACAUACGCAACUGGGUGUCCGGCUCCUAUGGCUUCAUAUUCCACAUUCUCGUGCGCUUCAAUCAACCGUCUGCUGAGGCUGCCACGCAGAGCAACACGCGUCGCAUGCUGCUUACACUUCAAACAGCCAGCGGCGGCGGCUUCGAGGUCUUUGUGCAGGCCAAUGGCAAUGUUGUGGUCGCGGCAUUGACACGUCGCGAAUACCUCACAUCGGCCACGGCCACCAAGACACUACUCGAUGGACAAUGGCAUUAUCUGACGGUGGCCAUAACGCCGCCAAAGCGUCCGUUCUCCUACAGCCAGAUCAACAUCUUUGUGGACUUUGUGCAGAAACUCAGCGCUACCCUCAAAGUGCAGGCGGUGAACGAACCCUUCACGGUGUGCUCCAUUGGCGCUGUGGUCGCGCCGCCGCCCAAGUCGAGCGGCAAUUUGCCACGCUCCUCGUCGCAGGAGAGCGCGCCAGCAUUCAAAGGCAUGCUGCCCAGUCUGCUAGAACGCACACUAUCAGCAAAUGUAUCCAACUACUUCACGCUGCCGCUGCGCACGCAAGCCGCCUUCGAUCCGAAUGUGAAGAACUUUCCCAUUGGCAUGCAGGACACGGUGUUUGGCGAGCAGGCGUGCCUGCAAGGACAUCUCGGUGGCGUGUUGCUCGCUGAGCCAACGACCAGCCUGAAGACCAUCUUCGAUGCGGGCAUGAACUUUAGCUCCAUUUUCUCGCAGGACAACGAUCUGCUUGAGCUGAACUCCCGCUUCGUGUUCUGCUACGCACCAGGAGCCGUUUGGCAUGGCGGUUGCCAAGACUUGAUACCAGGUGGCAGGUAUCCGGGACGCAUUAGCGCCGAGCAUCGCAAGACGGUCAAGAUGCAGGACACCAUCAACAGCAUUGGUGGCAUCAAUGCCAUACUCCCAAUGCUUCAUCGGUUGGUCAAAGAGCAAGGCGAAGCGGACGUGUCAAUUGGCAGCGUAAGCGAAGAGUCGGCAACAACACCAACGGCAACAUCGUUGAAAACGCCCACGGCGGAGGAGUUCAACGACUGGGAAAUGCUCUCGUCGAACUCGUACACCGAAUGGAAGAUGAUCCAGCAUCCGUUGGCCAGUCUGUUGUGUCUGCUGCGCUAUUUGACCCACGAGAAUGACAACAAUCAACAGCAGUUGCUGAGCAGCGAAUGCUUGGCCAUCAUUGGCACCAUGCUGCAGCGUUGUCCGUCGCCGCUAUUCGAUGUGAAUGCGCUGAUGGCGACGCAUCUCCUGAUGGAGUCGCUGCAGGCACAAAAAUCCACAGCUGCCGCCGACAAUCAGCAGCAACAACUGUUGCUGGAGGCGCUCUAUGCACACAUUGUCUUUGACUUUGCCAUCUGGUCACGUCUUCAAUUCCAGAUCACACUCGGUCAUGCGCAAUAUCUGAGUGCAAUGAUUAAGAAUGAUCGCAAAUACUUUCGGCGCCGCUAUGGCAUUCAGUUUGUGUUAGAUGUGGUGCGACAAUACUACAGCACACCGGAUAACAUUUGCAGCGAUGAUGCAAAAACUAUACGCAGCACAUUGUUUGGCAUCGUACGUUUCUAUCUACAGAAGGAUGUCAACAUCAAGGAGGUGAAUGCAAUGGUCGCGUUUCUGGCUUCGGUGCGUCAGGAGCUGGUGCUGAUCGAGUUCCUCGAGAUGAUGACGUUGUAUGUGCGCGGCAAGAACUGCAAGGAUCAGAUGGUGUUGCUGCUGCACGAACCGCAGACUGCGAAUCUCGUCUACAACUUUUUCGUGGACAAAAGCUACAGCAGUGAGGUGCAAGAGGCGGCUAUCAGAUUCCUCAGCGGCUUGCUGGCUACUUCGCGUGUCCAUCAAAAGUACAAGCAAGUACUUCGUCUCUACGAUCAGAGCAGCGAGCAGAGCAUGUUUCCCGGUUUCUUCUCCUUCAUCACGCCCAUGUCACUCAGCUCGACGAUACUCUUUCAUCUGGUUGACGAAAUGCUUGGCGCACAGCCCGAUUAUGGCGGCCUCAUGUUUCUCGUUUAUCACGUGAGCAGCUGUGAUCUGCAAGUCAAGCUGGAGAUUGCGAAGCGUCUGCUGCAAACGACAUUCGUCAAGCAGCAAUCGACGCUGUACAUUGCUCGCCAGACGGGUUGGCAGGAGUCGAUUGCCCGACUCCUUAUACGCAAACAUAUCACAAGCGUGCCACCGGAUGAGGAACGACGUCGCAGCUUUGGCAUCAAUAUGGAUGUGCUGCUCGAGGAUAACUCGAGUUUCUUGGCCCAGGCUGACUUGAUUACUUUCUCGGAUCAGGAGAUUGGACUUGCGCAACUGCAGCAGCAACAGGCGCAAUCCCAGGAAGAGCACAGCGACAGUGGACUCAUACUCAAUGAGAUUCAAGCGAGCGUCUCGGAAGCUGCCACCGUCAUUGAAAGCGAGAUUAAGGAAUUGGCCGAGUCUGUGUCUGGUGCCGUUGUGGAGAAUGUGAGCAGCGUAUUUUCGGUGUUGCGUCAGACAACGCACGACAUUCAGGACACCUUUGAGUCCCUCACGCUGGGCAGCUCCACGGACACCACGGAUAGCGUGCCAUCGGCGGCGUCGCUGCAGCGUGAUGAGUCCCUGAGCUCUGACAGCUCCACGCAAUCGCCACAUGGACCAACCAAGAAGAGCGAUUCCCUCGAGAGCACCACGGCCUUUGAUUUUGUAGCCGAUGGCGAUGUGGACACCGAGGAGCAACUGGUUUAUCUCGUCUCAAAUACGUUGUUCAAUAUUUUCUGGCGCGGCAUUGGCAACGAUCAUCCGCAAUGCUGGCAGGAGCGUGGCCAGGUUCUGGGCUGCAUUAAUCUGCUGGCGUUGAACAAUGAGCUGAUUACAUCGCAUCUUUCGUUACGUCUGCGCAUCCUCGAAAUGGCUGUGCAGGCAUCGCUCUUUGACCUCUCCGAGCAUGGCAGUCAAACGCUCAUCAAUCAAGAGAACGCUUCUCACAUUCUGCGCAUGGUUUACGAGCUGGUUGUAUUGGGCUCCAACGAGGAUGAGUCCAAGAAGUGUUCCACCAAGCUGUUGGAUGGUGUGCUCGCGCUGCUCGAUGCACUCAUGAUAUUCCAGCAGGGCUCAUCGGACGAUUGGUCCGAUAUGAUACGGUUGUGUCUUGGUCUCUUACUCAAGUGCUCGCAUCAUCCCAAUCCGGGUAUUGUGGCCAUGGCCACCGCUAAAUUGCAUGCCAUACUCCAAAGUCGAUCCACUGAGGAUCCAGCCGAGCUCUCCUAUCUGCUCUACAGCAUCAAUCGUGCUCUGGACAAUGCUAUCGAGGUUGGCAAUCCAGAGGAGUAUUCGUUCCUUAUGCCUGUGAUGAAGGCAUUGUUGGAGAAAUGCAGAUCAGCAUUUAAUUUGGAUACUACUUUGCCCGAUCUACCAUCCACUUCGAGUGGACCAGUUUUCUUCAAUGAUUUUCAAAUGUACAGCACAAGCAAAAAGUGGCGCAACUUUAUGGAACGCAUGGUGAAGCCGCUUUACGAUCGUUACCAGCGCGACAUUGAGCUGCAUCUGUGGGAGCCCAUCAAUCGCUUUUGGGCUGAAUGCUAUGAGGCAUGCAAGGCGGCAUCAAAGCAACGCGCCAGCUUUCAGGCCACAAAUCGUCGGGUGUUCCAGCAGAAGAUCUAUAUGCCCUGGAAGGUGCGACAGGUGGAGGAGAUGCAACGACUGCAGACGGCGGCAAUGCAGCACAAGACUAGCGAUAAUCAUAUACGGAAGAAAUGGAAGACCGCCAAGCGUUUCUUAUACGGCCCUAGGGGUCCCUGGUAUACUGGCGAGCUAGCCGAAGAGUUCUGGAAGCUUUCGCCACACGAGAAUGUGGCACGCAUGCGCCUUAAACUAGAGCCCCAACUGUAUCCCAACAAGCACGAGAAUGCCGCCAAUCUGCGGGACAACGCCACCAAUGCCUACGACACAAAGGAAAUAUCCGAGUUUGACUCAACUAUCAAAAAUGCGGUAGUGCGCGACUUUCUCGCUGACGAUGAGAGCUCCCAGCUAGAGGAGGAGUUGCGUCAGCUGAUCGAUACACAGUCACAACAGGAUGCGGCAUUGGAGAAACUAGUCAUGUCCCAGGACUGUGAACUCAUCACUCUGAUGACCAAAGUCAAGGGACGCAUUGAGGUCAACCAAAGUGUUUUUACAUUUGUGGACCUUAGUCCAGCUUCGGACGAUGGCUCCAAGCACGAUUUUAGAUUUUCUAUCAAUAAAAUCCGAGAGGUUCAUUUGCGAAAAUAUAAUCUUAGACGCAGCGCAUUGGAGAUCUUUUUGAUAGAUCAAACCAGCUACUUUCUUAACUUUACUACCAAGACUCGAAACAAAGUGUUUACCAAAAUUGUCGGUCUUCCAUUACCAAACAUAUUGUACGGUUCGGGUCGAUCUCCGCCGGAGUUACUGCGCGCCUCAGGGUUAACACAGCGCUGGGUUAACCGUGAAAUAUCCAACUUUGAGUACUUGAUGUACCUAAAUACUAUAGCUGGUCGCUCGUAUAACGAUUUGAGCCAGUAUCCCGUCUUCCCCUGGAUCCUUGCUGACUACACCAGCGACGUGCUGGAUCUGACGGACCCUCGAUCAUUCCGCGACUUGUCCAAGCCUAUUGGAUGCAUUAAUCCCAAAAACGAAGCUGAAGUCCGCAGCAAAUACGAUUCCUUUGAGGAUCCCUCGGGUGCCAUACCAAAGUUUCACUAUGGAACUCAUUAUUCCAACUCCGCAGGAGUUCUUCAUUAUCUUCUGCGCGUCGAACCCUUCACUUCGCUGCAUGUUGAUCUGCAGAGCGGUCGUUUUGACGUGGCAGACCGACAAUUUCACUCAAUACCGCAAACGUGGAAGCUAUUGAUGGACAAUCCCAACGAUGUUAAAGAACUAAUACCCGAGUUCUUCUAUUUUCCGGAGUUUCUCAAGAAUAUGAAUAAGUUCGAUCUGGGUCAAUUGCAAAUCACCAAGGAGAAGGUCGACGAUGUCAUUUUGCCUGCGUGGGCAACCACGCCCGAAGAAUUUAUUGCCAUACAUCGGCGCGCACUGGAGUCCGAAUAUGUUAGUCAGCAUCUGCAUCACUGGAUUGACCUCAUCUUUGGCCACAAGCAGAAAGGACCCAAAGCCGUUGAGGCGCUAAAUGUGUUCUACUAUUGCUCCUAUGAGGGUGCCGUCGAUCUGGACAAAAUUACCAAUCCCAUAGAAAGGGAAGCUGUUGAAGGUAUGAUCAACAAUUUUGGCCAGGUGCCUUCACAAUUGCUGCGAGAGCCACAUCCUCGCCGUCUCACUCAGGAGGAGACAUCACUUAAGUUGGUUCGAGCGGAGCUACGACGCCCGGAUUUCACGCAGUUCCUGGACAAGGUUGUGCAGUACUACUGUGAGCUCUCCACACCUAAGGAUCCCAUUGUGUAUCUAAGUCCACCACGCAGUCCCCCACGCUCCUUCCUGCAGAUGAGCCCCGAUGUGUUGGUCAGCGUGUCUAAAGGUUGCAUUCUCGGCUGCAACUCAUGGAUGUCCUUCGACAAGGAGCAAGGUUUUCUACUGGAAAUCGAUGCCACUACAACAAACCUUAAGAAUCGCAAGCGUGUCUUCGGACCCUUCCACUCUUCACAGCCGCCGCACUCACAAAACUUUGCAGUCAGCACCGAUGGCAAGCUGCUUUAUGCCGGCGGCAUCUGGGACAAUGCGCUGCGCGUCUACAAUCUAAACAAGGGCAAAACGGUGGCGUCUGUGACGCGUCAUUUGGACAUCAUCACCUGUUUGGCGUUAGAUAAUUGCGGUUCAUAUCUGGUGACCGGCUCUAGGGAUUGCACGUCCAUUGUGUGGAGCAUUCAGGCGAAUCAACAGGGCGGUGGCCCAACUAGCAACAUUCCAGUGCACGCAUUGACGGGACAGUCGCAUAUGCAAGCGAUUACCCAACUGAAUACACAGAACAGUUACUCACCCAAACCGCUUACAGUACUCUAUGGCCAUGACGAUGCCGUCUCCAGUGUGGCCAUCUACACAGAACUGGAUCUUGUUGUAUCCGGCUCAUUGGAUGGCACUGUUAAUGUGUACACGCUGCAAGAGGGACAAUUUGUGCGCACACUCAAGCCGAUUGGCUGCACGGAGUUCUGUGUACAAAUCAGCUUCGUGACUGUUUCAUAUCAUGGUCAUAUUGCCUUCAGCGCCUUGGACGACACAUCGCAUUCGGUGCAUGUGUAUAGCAUCAACGGUGCCAGCCUGGGCUCCAAGUAUGUCUCUGGUCGGGUGACAGGACUCGCCUGUGCCUCCGACUAUCUUGUUGUGGCUGACGAUGCCGGCGACAUUACCAUGAGCCGCCUCCAUGGGUUGAAGCCCGUCUUUGACAUUCCUUUGCAUAUUCCAAUCCAGACGGUGGUGGUGACCCCAGGCAACACGCACAUCCUGGCGCCAUUGCGCGAUGGACGACUCGCGGUUGUCGCUGUCCAGCUGCCCAGUGGCAACAGCAAGAAACAUUCCGUGCUCAACGUCUGAGCGAAACAAUAGCUGCAACUGGGCAAGACUCGAUUCCGCAGCAUAUACGUUUUUAUUUAUUGAGUAUUGAGUAAUAGGAGGAGCCCCCUCCCAUUCUUUCCCCCUACCCCUCCGAUUUGUGUUAUUGCGAAUCCCAAGGAAUCACUGGCAAGACGUGCCCCAGUUCUCAGAAUUUCCAUUUGUUAGCAAAUGUCUUUUCAUUCUUAUUUAUGUAUAACGUAGUAUUUGUGCAUUUUUUCAAUAUCUUUGUCGUGAUUGUCCAAAGUCAUUUUAAUUUUAUUUGUUUCCAUUUUUUUGUAUUUUUGUCGCUUACGUGCCAAAAGAUAAAUUUAAAGAAAGUUGUGUUAGCUUCGGCCAAACCGAAUAUGCAAUACCCUUGCAAAGGAAGAACUUAUUAAAUUGAGACUAAUAUAGAAGAGAAAAGGAAAAAAUCAGCUACUUAAAAUUCCUGCCGCUUUUCAACCAUACAUCACAUAAUUUGAAAACAUAUCUAAACUUAAGAGAUUGGCAAACAAAUGCGGCAAAUGACACGCUCAAAGCGUGGUAGCAUUUGCAAGAGUAUUGACCAGAGAAGAAGGUGAGAAUGCGUUGCUUGAAAUAACCCAUUGACUAAUGUCUGAGUAUCCGCCAGAUACACUUCUAUUCACAGAAAGAUAGAAGUGGAGUGAGAGAAGAAUGAGACAGAGGAGAGAGAGAGUAUUAGUAGAUCGAAACAAUAGAUAGCAUAUCAUUUCAUUCCCUUGAAUUACCAAGUAUGAUGACACAUGCAACUUCAACAGUAUUCCCAUUAUUUCUUUCAUUCCUCUGUGUGAGUUCUGUACAUUUUUGUUGUGCUUUUAUCAGCAAUUAAUCAGCUGCCUUCAUUGGUCAUGUCCGGAGGCUAGACACUCAAUGGGGCCUCCUCUUCUUCUACAUACUAUAUACCAUAUAUUUUAUGUUGUGUGGGGCUUCGCGCGCGCCUUCCAAUUAGCUUGACAAAUAUUCGAAUAAAUCAUUUAUCAUUAGGCUUGUGCGCUGACGUUUUUUUUUUUAUAAAUUAGCACAUAUAAAUACGUGCCGUCAUUCACACAACUAGAGCGUCGAUCGCAACGGGGGACUGCGAUGGGGAGGAGAAGGCAAACUGGUUGCCUGGCUGCCUGCCUGGCAGAGUGGAUCGUCAGCUGUCCUCCCCUCCCUAAGUUGUUUCCCCCCGCUUUAUACCCAUCAUUUUGUGGGUAUAUCCAUUCCCGUGCGCACUUGCCGCUGUCUCUGGCUCUGCCUCUGUCACAUUGUUGCUGCCUCGCGUCCAUCGUCCGACGUCGGACGUUUCCGUUGCCAUUGCCUCUGGCUUGUUUCACAAGUAUCUCUGACUCAUGCGCGACUUUCAAAUUGGCCCCAAAAUCUCUGCCCGGCAACAGCAGCAAGAGCAACAACGUGAGGUAGAUCAACCCAACCCAGUCGAAUCUGUGGGUCCAGUUGAUGCCAACUGAGAAAGCUUUCGUUUGCCAAGCAGCCAAAAUGAUUGCAAAUAAAAGAAA
Molecule: messenger RNA, 10125 nt
Organism: Drosophila albomicans
Lineage: Eukaryota; Metazoa; Arthropoda; Insecta; Diptera; Drosophilidae
Product: neurobeachin-like protein 1
Exons: 27
Coding region: 296-8608 (2770 amino acids)
Biological process (GO): intracellular protein localization
Cellular component (GO): cytosol; membrane
Molecular function (GO): protein kinase binding
Source: RefSeq, a predicted model, not a curated record